Molecule: messenger RNA, 363 nt
Organism: Fusarium graminearum PH-1
Lineage: Eukaryota; Fungi; Ascomycota; Sordariomycetes; Hypocreales; Nectriaceae
Exons: 1
Coding region: 1-363 (120 amino acids)
Source: RefSeq, a predicted model, not a curated record
AUGAACCGUACGACGCAGGGUCGCCGCCUCGUCAUGAUGUCGGAGGCAGUGCUUCCGGAGGAGAGACUUCAACCCGGCCUGUUUCGGCCAACAAGAAUUUCCACAUGGCCAAGGACGCCAGAACUCAAGGAGUUACCAAGACCCAGGACAGCCAAAUCCAGAUACACCACCUUACUGCCCCCCGGCAAGAACCUACACACGGAUACAGGGGAUACCUAUACCUCCCCCAGUAAGACCCUACACACGGGAAUACCAGCAGGACAAUCACUAUCGCCCGGAUGUACAGCCUUCCAUCGUCCCUUCGCAGUCUCCACCCACAUGUCCCGUCACGGUGGUCGAAUCCGUCACGGUCAAUAUGGGUGA